AUGCUCGACUUGCACUUCAUCGAACGGGUGGUUGGGUUUAAGUCGUCGGGGCCCCGUGGAUUUUCAAGUCGACUCAGAACGGACGGGGCAGGCAUCACCAACAAGAUGGCAUCGUCUCACGAGACUUCUGUGCCGAAGUGGAACCCACCAUCAGCAGCCGCGAGCGGUGAUAGAGCGCGGCAAGGGCGGCACCAACAGCGCACCGGCAGCCUCGCCAAAGCUCUAGAUGGACGCCAGCAACAGCAACAGCGGCAGGUUGGCGACAACAUGCAUCGCCUGCUUCAAGAAGUAGCUGGGUCUAGCGAUCUCCUCAAGGACUGCAUACGUGCCCGGGAGGCCCUAGGGACUGCCAAGCUCAGAAUCUUGCGCGAUAGAGACGAAGCCCGAAAAGUCAGUAGAAUCACAAGGUCACCAUCCGCAAUUCUGCUGCACGGCGGGAGCUGGGAAGACUGUGGUUGGGAUGACGACGAUGAUAUUAGGGCGGGAAAGAAUGUCGCGGGGGUGCCUGGGGAUGAUGGAGAGGAGUCGCCGGCAAUGGCGGCGGCACUGCCGCUGGCGCAGGAGUUCGCUGACAAGAUGGUGGAGCUCGCGAGCGUCGUUCCGGGGCUAUCACGGUCGCUUGUAGAGUUGACAGCGGCGACGACCUCUACAAGCGUGGAUGGCCACAGCACGCCCUCGGCAGACACAGCAGGGAAGGGAGGGGGGUUAACGCAACCUCCCUUGCCAAGCGCCGACUUCGACUACGUACAAGAAGUCAUCAAGGUGGCACCUCCGGUGCUCGCCCGGCUGCUGUCGUUUGAACACCUCCGGGCCUCUGAAACCACGGGACGCGAUUUAGUGCAAGCGCUAGUGAACCUUUACGUCGGGGUUAGGUCUCCUGGGCUUGGCUCAGCAGUGUCCCAGGUGUACGGUGGGAAGUUGGUGCGGUCGAAGGGACUUGAUGAGCUGCUAGGGAGAAGGGGCGUCACUGCUGCUCACCACGACAGGGCGGUGCAGGCAGAACUCCUGAAGAACACGGAGGUUCUGUUAGGCCUGACUGCGGAAGGCCUCCGUUCGAAACGCAAGGCCAACAAGCGGUCGAUCGGGCUGUCCGACCAGUGUGUGCCCUCGGCCUACAUUCCCAACAACAAGAGCCAUAUCAACAUCAGCAGCAUCAACAACAACGGUAGUGGCCCACAGGAGAGACCAAGCCGAAAACGCCCACGGCCCGCAUUUACGUCAGCAUCAUCACGGGCGACACCAAAAGCCUCACCGGCACGACUAGGAGCGACGAUGACGACGGCGGGAGCGGGACAACAGAGCCUGGCGGCCGGGACACCGGACUGCUGUGUAAAUCCUACCCACAAUACUAGCGUGCCAGGCUUUCCAGUGGAGGCAGGCGCAGGGACCAGUCGUCUUUUUCGUGAUGAAGGCGGUUUUCUCUUAGAGGCGUGUGAGGAAGACAUGGGGUUAGGGUUACGUUCUCCAAAAACGGAGGGUCCCCCGGAGCUUCUGUUGGAGCACACCGUGAGAGCGCUAAGUGCCAUGCUGGUGCCGAUGGGUGGGGGAAGCCAGCUCCCGUCCCAGCUCCUCCAUGCUUGCUUACAGCAGGAUGCCUACCACCUGCUGGCCGGACCAAUCCGCAGCGGGAAAGCAUCGUCGCAAGUCGGCCGCGAACCACCGUUUCUGAUUCCAAACAACGACCACCGCGGGUCCGCAUCGCUAUCGGCAUCAGCAGCGCCACAGCAGCUGAUGUCGCCAGAGAAACAGCAGGGGCGGCAGGAGUUUCGAUCAGGGGUGCAGCCGCUGCCGCUCCCGCCCGCUUCGCUGCUGCUCCCCAAGGACCAUUCCCCCGCACUCUCAGAGUGGGAGGAGCGUGUCCAGGGCUGUCUGUCAACCCUGGAAAGCCGGCCACUCCUCUGUCCAGACGCCCUUCUAAGGGCCACGGGCGCGGCACCGUCUCUCCCCUCCGAGGUGUGUGUGCGAGGCGGCAUGGCGAGAGAGGGCAGAAGCGUGAGCGUGGACGCCGCGAAAGGCAGGAACAACAACAGAGGGUUUCCUCUGUCCGAGGCGUGCUUGUUUGUAGGCCUGGAUGUGGUGGAAGAGGCGGUUCUGGGAAGAGGUGGGGAAGCGGCCGCAGGUUUGCUGAGGGCGUUCAGGACCGUUCGGAACAACGGUGGUGGUGGUGGUAGUUAUCAGGACCACGCGCUCGCUGGGGGUGGCAGGGGGCACGCGGAAGGGGGGGAGUUUUCCCUCUUCGUGGCGGUUUUGGGGCAGGAAUCACAUCAGUGUGAAGACAAUGUCUUCAGCAGCACCACCGCCAUGUCUCUGCCUACCUUUCGGCGGCCCUUCGAGUCGGAGCUGUGGUUGCUAGUGCUCGGCUAUCGGCACUGGGUGAUGGUGGCGAUGGUGCACAUUUUUUCGACAGACUCAAGCUCACCCUGCGUCGCAGGCGAUACUGAUGCUGGCAUCAAGGAACGAAGGCAACGACAAUCGUCCGCGGUCUGGCUGCUCGCAUGGUACGCCUGCGGAGGCUACACGAAACCGCCACAUGCCAACUUCAGUGAAAUGGAGGAGGCUGUCCGACAAAUGACCACGUGUCUCACGGAGUGCUCCGAAAGAGUGAAUAUCUCGGCGAAACCCCCCACCGAAGAUGAAAAUUCCUCUUCAGCGGAGGCGUUCAAGACCGGGGAUGCGACUUCUGCGUCCCCUGUGUCAGCAGGCGUCCAGGUGGCGAUGGCGUUGAAGGCGGCGGGUGAAGCGGGACAGGGACUGAUGGGCGAGAUAUUUUCUCCCUGCCUAGCGGUGGCGUGGCUGCUAACGUCUCGGCUCGCCGUCUGCAACUGCGAGAUCGUCUUGGGUUCUAGCGUGUUGAGGCAGGAGGACUUGGAUGGAGCAUUCCGAACGGCGACGGUCACGAGUACUUGGACGUCUGCCGAGGAGUCUACUCAUAAAAGGCGGUCUUGUUGCCUUGAAAGCAUUCUCCAAGGCUUGGCAGCACUGGAGGAUCUGGUGUGGCUCUGUACUAUGAGACCCCCAAUGUCGCACGUGCACCAAGGGCAACACUUAAGGGCGUUGCUAAAGCGCACCAAGGCCUGGGUGUCGGGGCUUCUUGGCAAUACGUGUCUACAAGGAGAGGGUGGGGUAUCCAAAACUCCGGUCGCCGCUGACCAUCUUUGUGGCGAUCAAUCUCUGGUUGACUUGGUUGACUUCCGUUCUAGAAAGGAUGCGAUCUCUCAACGCCUCGGGCAGCUGCUGGCUGGUUUAUAGCCACGGCUCGUGGCCAAGCACUUCGUGGUUUUAGGAAGAGUUUGGUGUCUUUUAGGAAGUAGACGACGGGAGUGGGAGGUUCUCUCACUUGAAACGGAACCGGGCUUUGAUUUACCAACGUACGUCAUGUGGUGGUGACGCGAGGGGCAUUGGGGGUUGUGCUUCACCGCUCCCGGGGCUACUUUCGAGCCUGAGACCCCAAGCGUUUUGGCCGACAAGGGACAUUUACAUGUGUGUGUGUUGACGUUGCACUGUGGUGCAAGCAUGCAGUGCCAAGCUCAGAUUUUUCACUUGCCGGAAAACACCCCGGAGUACCCUACAGGAAUGUAGGUUUAACUUGCGCGGUUGUUUUGGGGUAUCAUCCACAGUCCUUUCCUUCCAGCUACCUUACACAAGGAAAAUCGCGAUGGUACACGCAUGCGCGACUUGUUUCGUGGCGUGCGGGUGCAAACACAGAUAGAUGUGACUGGCUACGGAACCAAACGAACGAGCGGAUCGAGACCUCCACAUCAUACCAGUCGCGAAUGCUUCAUGAAUCGCCCCACACAUUCCGCACAGCCGCGAGACGCAACAUCCGUUACAAGGGCGAGAGAGGCUCGGUUCUUCUUGCACCUUACUGCCGCUGUCCACCAACCCAUGGAUGAAGCCGUGAGGGAUAUUGUAGGGAGGCGAGCAGCUUGUGGUGGAAGACACCGCACAGCCCAACGAAAUAAAGACUUGCGUUUAGGGCUCUCAUGUGCAAAAUGUGAACGGGUGCACGUGCAGCGGCCAACCGCCAGCACAACACAGGAGGAGACCUCCGACAAACAAAAAAACAAAAACUUGAAUUAAAGGAAAGAGGAGAGAGGGGCAAUCGCCGAAACGGACCCGUGCCAUGGUUCGCAACAGCGUUAAAAGCAAGAAGAGGGGCGGGCUAACGAAACACUCCUUCUAUACCGGCUACAAGAACCUCAGACAACCGAGAGAGGAACAGCAGAAACUACUAUUAACUGAGCUUGUCUGUGUUUCUCUCAAAAAGUCGACUUCGCCGCAAGCUUCUCUCCACACCCGUUUAAAACCCCUCCUCUACAACAAGACUCACGGCAACGUACCAGCAACGGCAUCUAUUCGAUCGCAGCGUGCCACGAGUUGAUCAACCGGGGUGAUGCAGCCCGUAGGGUUUCCCCCAGUUAGUACUUCUUGUGGGGGGACCCGACGUGCCACGCGAGUCGUGAAGCAGGGGUGAAUCUAUCGCAACGUAGCAAAAUACCGCCAACAAAUUGCCCCGAUCGCGGUGGUCGGUAGCCAUAUUCCGCCGUCCAACAGAGACCCGACAACCAAAAAAAGAGCCAGUACUUGACAAACAAAAACUGUUCCGCCACGAGACGAGUUAGCCCGUGUAAGGGAACCCGCUGUUGGUGAGCACGGCCUGGGUCACC
Molecule: messenger RNA, 4667 nt
Organism: Ectocarpus siliculosus
Lineage: Eukaryota; Phaeophyceae; Ectocarpales; Ectocarpaceae
Source: the annotation of a GenBank genome assembly